AUCACGCACGACACGACGAAAUUCACCUUCGACCUGCCGUCGCCGUCGAUGUCGCUCGGGCUGCCGCUCGGCAAGCACGUGAAGAUCUUCGCGCCGAACAUGACGGGCGCGGACGUCGACGAGAUCCAGCGGUCGUACACGCCGACGUCGUCCGAGGAGGACACGGGCCGCGUGGACCUCGUGCUCAAGGUCUACAAGGGCGGCGUGGUCGACCGCUUCCCCGACGGCGGCAAGAUGUCGCAGUACUUUGGGGGGCUCAAGGUCGGCGACGAGGUCGCCAUCUCGGGGCCCGUCGGCAUGACCGAGUACCUCGGCGGCGGCAAGUGGCUCCACGGGCGACGAGAGAUCAGCGCCUCCGCCGUGGGCAUGAUGGCCGGCGGCACGGGCAUCACGCCCAUGUACCAGAUCCUCCAGGUCGCGCUCAAGGACCCGAAGGACAAGACGACGUUCAGCCUCUUGUUCGCGAACCAGACGCCCGACGACAUCCUCAUCAAGGCCGAGCUCGACGCGCUGGCCAAGAAGUACCCGGCGCGCUUCUCCGUCCACUACACCGUCGACCGCGCGCCCAAGGGCUGGGCCGGCUCCACGGGCUUCAUCUCCGCGGAGAUGAUCGAGGCGCACCUCCCCGCCGCGUCGCCCAAGACCCUCGUCGUCAUGUGCGGCCCGCCGCCCAUGAUCAAGUUCGCCUGCAAGCAGAACCUCGACAAGCUCGGCUACGACAAGAAGCUCCAGCUCGCCUUCUAG
Molecule: messenger RNA, 744 nt
Organism: Aureococcus anophagefferens
Lineage: Eukaryota; Pelagophyceae; Pelagomonadales; Pelagomonadaceae
Exons: 2
Molecular function (GO): oxidoreductase activity; FAD binding
Source: RefSeq, a predicted model, not a curated record